Molecule: messenger RNA, 2485 nt
Organism: Pistacia vera
Lineage: Eukaryota; Viridiplantae; Streptophyta; Magnoliopsida; Sapindales; Anacardiaceae
Exons: 3
Coding region: 462-1907 (481 amino acids)
Source: RefSeq, a predicted model, not a curated record
UUUGACUUUACCCAAGGGUACUGAUUUGUAAAUCACAAUCUCUCCGAUUUCGCUCUAAAAUUCUUCAGAUUUAUUAUCUUGUUCUUCGAUUCGAUUUCUUUUUCGUUCUAUUCGAUUUAACCUCUAUCGGUUGAUCCCGCUUUCGUUUCUUAUUGUUCUGGGAUUUCUAUUCUAGGGUUAGGGUUUCGAAAUUCUCUUAAAACAUUCGAUUCGUUUUCGAUUUUGUUUGAUCUGUGAAUCUUAGGGUAUAUACUAGCUUUUAUUUGUCCGUAUUUAUCUGGGUCAGCCUUCAUUUCUUGGAUUCUUUGAAAAGUUUGAAACUUUAUCGGGGCUUUCGAAGCUUCGAAUUUUCGAUUGAUUUAUAUUGUGAAAAUUGGGAUUUUUUCUGUUGGGUUUAAUUGAAUUUUAAUUUGUCCGCUGGUGUUAUUAAUUGAGUUCUUCAGUGGAAGAUUUAGAGAAAAAUGAUUCACAAAAGACACUAUGCUGAUGAGGAUUCUUUUGAGUUCCCUUGUAAGCACCCAAAACUGUGUGACUACACCAAUCACCUUGCUCCUAUCAUGGAUUUCAAUCCUUCCAAUGAUGCUGGUCUGGAACCUCAAACUUCAGAAGAUGGAACCAGCCACAGCUUCAGCAAAUGUCAAGAUCAAAAGGCAUUUGCAUUUGAUUCUGUUACAGAAGUUUCAAAUGGGACUGAUGAGGAAUUUGAAAUAGGUACUUCUGGCUGUAUUUCUCAAUUUCUGUGGGAAAACAGCAGCAUUGCCGAAGCAGAUGCUAAGUUUGAGGCAGCAUUUCAUCUGUCAUUUUUUCCAGAAUAUUUUGCCCCUCAACACCAGCUAAGGGCUUUGCUUCAAUCCGAUGAGACUUAUUCAUCUCUUCUUGAAGUUCCUCCUCUGAUUCCAGUUUCUAUUGGACCUGAGCAUCAAGCUGAUGUUCCUGAAUGGAACCCAAGGGGUUCAAAGAGCUUUGUGGAUAAUCUGGAUGUGUCAGGCCAUCAAGUUGAACUUGCACCUUCUCCGGAUUUUAGCCUUAUUGUUGAUGAUGGUGAUGAGGAGAAGCUGAUGGGUACUUGUGUCAUUUCAAUGCCUGAUUAUGAAAUGUCUGCCAAUUAUUGCUCAGAAAGAUGUGGAAUCAGAAAUUGUUGUAAAUGCAUUGAUAGGGAUUCUAUUGAUUGUGUCAGACAACAUGUUAUGGAAGCCAGAGAAAAACUUAGGCAAAACCUUGGGGAAAAAAUAUUUGAGGAGUUAGGUUUCUGUGAAAUGGGAGAGGAGGUCUCAAAGAGAUGGACUGAAGACGAAGAGCAAGCUUUCCAUGAAGUUGUCUUUUCUAACCCUGCAUCAAUGGGGAAGGAUUUUUGGGACCAUCUCUCAUUAGUUUUCCCCUCCCGAACAAAAAGGGACCUUGUCAGCUAUUAUUACAAUGUCUUUAUACUACACAAACGUGCCAAUCAAAACAGGUUUGACCCGCAGAAUGUUGACAGUGAUAAUGAUGAAUGGCAAGUAAGUGAACUUGAAGCUGGUACGGCAGAGGAAGAUGAGGACUCUGGUGUUGAAUCUCCAACCAAUCAAGAUGCUCCCGCUUGUCAGGAGGAUCAUGCAAAGGACUGCCAAGAUGACAUUGAGGAUGAGUAUGAGCAAGAAUAUUCUAAGAAUGGUGCUCAGGUUGUCUCAACUGUUGCAAGUGAUGAAGAUGAAGGAGAUGUGGAUGAUAUAUCUGUACAACAUGUUAAGAACUCCUUUGGUGACUCUGGUGGCAACACCGACUUACAUCUUUUGAGUAAAAUUCAAAGCAGUUACAGGGAGGAGGAUGAUGUACAAGAUGAUUCAUGCACAUCAUAUGAAUUUGAGCAAAUUGAAAGCUGUGAUCCACUUUAUACAGGGACUGAUCAAAAGCAGUCUAAUCAAGAUUGAUGCACAUGCUGUAUGUAUUAAAUGUCGUUGGGUUAAUUGAGCAUGAAUAGGUUAUGUUUUGAAUCCUUGCAAUAGUAAAGCUUGGAUACUUAUACAAGAGGGAAAGAGUUGAUUUUGUUAAUGAGUGUUCAUGUCUGAUCUCCUAAAUUAUAUUUGGCCAUGGUUGGCAUAAAAUAUUGGUGCUGGAAAGCCUUUGAGGGAUAAUUGGGGUGCAACUCCCAGAAGAUCCAUAAUUCUGACAAUAAGGAGGAGUUUGCAUUGGUGUCUCAAAGGGGAUGCUCAUGGAAUCUUCCCUUGAAUCUGCUGGUUGCCACUGUUAUCAGCAAGACAAAGUCCUGAUCUUUUAGUUAUUGGGAUCAGUCUCUUGAGAAAUAGUAUAUUUAUAUUGAGGACUCCAGAGUCAAGAUUUUGAUGGGAGUCAUAUAAGUUGAAAGAUUUUCAUUUUUUAUUGUUAGCUUUAUUCUUUGCCCUUAUUUGUUAUUUGUUUUCUGUAGCAGUUCUGGCAAGAAUGGCCUUGCUAUCAAUGUAACACUUAAAUUCAUGAGGCAAUAAAAUUAGUUGCUCCAUCUUGUCGCUUA